CGCCGCCGAGGGCGAGGGAAGGUAGGAGGCGGGCGCAGCCCCGGGCAGCCCGACGGGGCGGCCGGGCGGGAGGAGAGCCAGGCGGGCGCAGCGAGGGCGCUCCGGCGGGCUUCGAUGGCGGGGCCGGAGGAGCCGCCCUGGGGAGUCCCCGGCCGCGCGGAGGCGGCGCCCUCCUCCCCCGAGGCGAGCGGCGUCGGGGGCGAGCGGCUGGUGCUCAACGUGUCCGGGCUGCGCUUCGAGACGCUGCCGCGCACGCUAGCCGCCUUCCCGGACACGCUGCUGGGCGACCCCCGGCGCCGCGCGCGCUUCUUCGACCCGCUGCGCAACGAGUACUUCUUCGACCGCAGCCGGAGCAGCUUCGACGCCGUGCUGCACUACUACCAGUCGGGCGGCAGGCUGCGCCGGCCCGCGCACGUGCCCCUGGACCUCUUCGUGGAGGAGCUGCGCUUCUACCAGCUGGGCGAGGAGGCCAUCGGCGCCUUCCGCGAGGACGAGGGCUUCAUCGCCGAGGAUGAGAGGCCGCUGCCCACGAAGCCCUUUCAGCGCCAGCUGUGGCUCCUCUUCGAGUACCCGGAGAGCUCGGGGCCCGCGCGGGGCAUCGCCAUCGUCUCCGUGCUGGUCAUCCUCAUCUCCAUCGUCAUCUUCUGCCUGGAGACCUUGCCCGAGUUCCGCCUGGAGAGCAAGGGCGGCAGCUACGGAGAGGAGCCCCCCAGGGACCCUCUGCGUGAGGACGACUUGCUCUCACUGCAGUUCGAUGGAGGGACCCCGUUGCCCGUGCGCCCACCGUCCAGCGUUCGCCCCUUCUUCACGGACCCUUUCUUCCUCAUCGAAACGCUCUGCAUCAUCUGGUUCUCCUUCGAGCUGCUGGUGCGCUUCUUCGCCUGCCCCAGCAAGUCCGAGUUCUCCAGGAACAUCAUGAACAUCAUUGACAUUGUGGCCAUCAUCCCUUACUUCAUCACGCUGGGGACGGAGCUGGCUCAGGAGCAGCAGAAGAGGGAGCAGCCGCAGGGCAGCAGUAGCAGCAGCAGCAAUGGAGGCCAACAGCAAGCCAUGUCCUUGGCUAUCUUGAGAGUCAUCCGCCUGGUCAGGGUCUUCCGGAUCUUCAAGCUCUCCAGGCACUCCAAGGGGCUGCAGAUCUUGGGGAAGACCCUGCAAGCCAGCAUGAGGGAACUGGGCCUCCUCAUCUUCUUCCUUUUCAUCGGAGUGAUUCUCUUCUCCAGUGCCGUUUAUUUUGCUGAGACCGAUGACCCGGAAUCUUUGUUCACUAGCAUCCCAGAUGCUUUCUGGUGGGCAGUAGUGUCAAUGACCACGGUGGGCUAUGGAGACAUGUACCCGAUGACAAUCGGGGGCAAGAUUGUGGGGUCGUUGUGCGCCAUUGCCGGCGUGCUGACAAUCGCCCUCCCGGUGCCUGUCAUUGUCUCCAACUUCAACUACUUCUACCACCGAGAAACUGACCAAGAGGAGCAGUCCCGUUAUACUCACGUCACUUGUGGACAGCAGCAGUCUCCUUCUUCGGAGCCCAAGAAAGGCGACAGCAACCAGACACUCAGUAAAUCCGACUUUCUGGAGGCAGAAGGUUUAGAAUCUGCAAAAUACUCCAACUUUAUUCCAACCAGCAACCACGCCUGUAAAGAGAACAAGCUGUUGACGGACGUGUGAUCACUUCCAUCGCCCUCAGUUGAACCUGCCAGCUUCAAGCUGUGCAGACGAAAACUGCAGCUGAUCAUCUUUGCAUUGGAGAAGCAGGAGAAUGACAACACUUCUUUGCCUGAAUGGAAACGAUUUGUGCUCCUUGGAAUAAAAGCUGCUGUGUGAUUUGGACACGGACUCCCUCAUUUAUGUUGCUUCAUUGACUUCUGUAAUAAGUUGCUUAAUUUCCUUCCCCCAUCAACGGGGCGUUGACCUGUUGUGUAUCCGUUAUUUAUUUAUUUUUCUGGGGGCGGAGAAGAUUUCAUUCCAGCGGUUGCCUGCGGAUGGAUCGUAUUAUCUUAUCUACUCUCAGAAGCAAAAGCAAUAUGCCACAUCAAGUAUGCAAUUAGGCUAGGAAUUGCUACGCCCUCGAGUUCCACUGCCAGCCUUACAUUUCUUACAGCCACAUCAGCCACUGGCUAAUGCCUUUGAGUAAUGAAAGCUGUUGUCCAGAAUUUGCAGCGUGCAAUUUCACAAAUUUUCCUUUGUAUUCAUGUCAUGUCGUGUCAUGUUGCGCUUGUUUGUGAAUACACACAGCUCGGAGAAGCUCGUUUAUUUGCGACGAAAGUCUAUGAUCAACCAUGCUUGGUCUAAAAAUAGGAGGGGCUCAUGAUAUUUUUGCUGAUUUCCCUGAAGGUUGAUUUUGCAAGCUGCCCUUUCUUUGCCUUCUCUUAGGCUGGAGCAGCUGGAAUUUUGCUUCCAGGGGCUGCCUGCCAACACCAUCCAGUCUGCUGGAACAGGCCUGUGAGAAAGAGUGGAUGAAAAGGAGCGCCGUAGGCCGUGAGUUUAAAAGUUUAACAGGUGCACGCUGAAAAAUAUUAGUGGUGUACCUGUUAAAACUUUUAAACUCAUUUCAUCCCCCCCUCCCGCAGAAAACAUGCUUGGAGACUAGAUGGUUCUUUUCUAGUAGAAAGGAAAAAAGUAAAGUAAUUGGAAUGAAAUGUACGUGGAAUUCUCUGCGUUAGGGGUUGUAUGCAGUUCGUUGGAUCAGAAGGAAAAACAUAACGCAAACAAAAUGAGGGCUGACAGUGGGUUGUCUACACACCAUUCAGAUGUUCUGACAUGUACAAAUGAAUGCAGUGUGUUGGUGUGAAAGUGGCUGCCAUAGCAAGUUCUGCCCUGGACUUAAGCACGUUCGUUUUAAAGUCUGAAAAGGCUCCUGUGCAUACAACUGUUCCUAAAGUGAGCUUUCUCCAAUUGCCCAGGAAUCCUGCUUUUGUGUUGUAGGCAUGGGGGAAGGGGCUUAUAAACGAAUGCAAGUACGUAGGCCUGUUGCUGCUGCGAUGCCCCUCCUUUCGUUCACUGUGCCAAAGUGCUAAUAGCCUCUCAGCAAACUGAGUGCUGGCAUGCAUUAUAAGCCUUGCCCUUUCUGACAUGCUUCCAGUAGACUGCCUACCUUUACAAAAAAAAACAUUUAUUUUUUUUAAAAAGCAUCAUCACGGGUACCUUUUUUGAAAAUGCAUGUGCCAUACAUGCAUUCCCGAGAGAGCCAAGGGUUUCCUUCAGUGGAGCAUACAUUCAUGGGCCAAGUGCACGUUCUGGGGUGGGGGGUGGGGGAGCCCAGGUGGUUUGCUGGCAAAUGACCCCAAGAAAAUGAGUGUAUGAGUGAAAGAGACGAGGAGAAAAACACCAUAAAUAAUGGAUUGUGUAGUAUUCCAUUAAGAUAAGUAAUAUGCAAAACAGUUUACAUAAUUUAACAACGUGAGAGGUUUUGCAGCUCAUCCCUGAGUGAGGCACUAGAACACUGGAAAAAGUUAUUUUGAAAGCCAUAGAAUCAUAGAGUUGGCAGGGACCCCAAGGGUCAUCUAGUCCAACCCCCUGCAAUGCAGGCAUCUCAGGUAAAGCAUCCAUCACAGGUGGCCAUCCAACCUCUGCUUAAAAACCUCCAAAGAAGCAGAGCCCACCAUCUCCCAAGGGAUUCCGUUCCACUGCCAACCAGCUUUUCCCGUCAGAAAGUUUUUCCAAAUGUUUAGCCGGAAUCUCCUUUCUUGUAAUUUGAAGCCAUUGGUUCGAGUCCUACCCUCCAGAGCAGGAGAAAACAAGCUUCCUCCAUCUUCACUGUAGCUAUUUGAAGAUGGCUAUCAUAUCUCCUAUGUCUGUUUUUGAGGAAGCUACCCAGAAUUGACUGAAUGCUGAAAAAUUUGCGGGUUUGGAAAAAGAAUCUACCUCGAGACAUUGAGAUAAAGCAGAAAAAACCUGAGUAGAUUCCUGCCAGUGUUGCUUGAGGUCUAAGGUGGUUUAACAGAUGACAAGGGCAUAAGACAAAAUUGAACCCUAUACUAUAGUAUUCUUAUUUAUUUAUAAAAAAAAUGUAUAUUACCACUAUAUCAUAAAAAAAUACCAAAGUGGUUUACAACAGUAACUAUAUCUAUAAUAAACACAUGCGCAAAAUUACAACCAGAGAAAAUGUAAGGUUCUAUUCUUUAGGGGAAAAUAAUCAGAUGCACACAAAUAAGAUGGGGGACACUCGGCUUGCCACUCGUACAUGUGAAAAGGA
Molecule: messenger RNA, 4186 nt
Organism: Zootoca vivipara (common lizard)
Lineage: Eukaryota; Metazoa; Chordata; Lepidosauria; Squamata; Lacertidae
Product: potassium voltage-gated channel subfamily A member 6-like
Biological process (GO): protein homooligomerization; potassium ion transmembrane transport; action potential
Cellular component (GO): membrane; voltage-gated potassium channel complex
Molecular function (GO): delayed rectifier potassium channel activity; protein binding
Source: RefSeq, a predicted model, not a curated record